Bombus huntii is the source of this 1715-nucleotide messenger RNA. It is a transcript of the gene Hr83, whose product is annotated as photoreceptor-specific nuclear receptor-like. The record is from RefSeq and is a predicted model, not a curated record. Gene Ontology annotation, molecular function: RNA polymerase II cis-regulatory region sequence-specific DNA binding; zinc ion binding; nuclear receptor activity. Gene Ontology annotation, biological process: anatomical structure development; regulation of transcription by RNA polymerase II; cell differentiation. The annotation marks the transcript as partial. NCBI's taxonomy places the organism in Eukaryota, Metazoa, Arthropoda, Insecta, Hymenoptera, Apidae. The transcript has 5 exons.
UUCGAUUGCUUGUCGCGGAUCGCAGGAAGAACGCUGCCGACGCCGGUUGCUUGCAAGGUUUGUGGCGACCGAUCUUACGGGAAACAUUACGGGGUUUACUGUUGCGACGGUUGUUCGUGUUUCUUCAAGCGGUCGGUGCGUCGCGGCGCUCUGUUCACCUGCAUAGCCGGAACCGGAGCGUGCUUCGUCGACAAAGCGAGACGCAAUUGGUGUCCGUAUUGCCGCCUGAACAAGUGCUUUACCGUUGGCAUGAACACGGCAGCCGUUCAGGAAGAGAGAGGACCGCGCGUACGAAACAAGAUCGCAUCCGUCGCGCGUCAUUUCUCUCGUGCGUCGUCGUCGCCACCGCCGCCACCGCCGUCGCCACCGCCGCCACCGCCGCCGCCACCGCCGCCACCGCCGCCACCGCCACCGCCACCGCCACCGCCGUUGGUAUCUCUUUCAUCUUCUUUGGACCCAGGAAUCGUAGCACCGAUUCUAAUCGCAAAGGAGGCGGCCGUCGCUGCAAAUCCAACGAUGCGAUAUCACGCGACCGACGUUAACGUCGAUGAUAACGGACUCUCUUUCUCGUCGAUGAGACGGAUCCUCUAUUCUCCACGAGUGCCUACGAUUCUUGUCGCUGGAGACACGAUACGAUACGAAGUCGCGGCACGGAUAUUCUUCGCGACCGUGCGAGCCGCUCGCCAGCAUCCAGACUUUUCGAUGCUCGCUUUCGACGAGCAGAAUAAGAUUCUUCGAAGAGGAUGGGCUGCGGCGUUCGUUCUGCGAGCUGCGAUCUGGCCGGUCGACUUGACUAAUUUUCCGAAAACGACCCUCUCCGCUGACAGACACGGCGACAACGCCCAACACCAUCGCCAUCACGCUGUAUCCUCGGCAAGAGCCACCAUCUCUAAUUUGCGUCCCGAUCGAGUCGAGCUCUCGAUUCUGGAAACCUUGAUCCUCUGUCGACCCGAGAUCGCCGAGACGGCGAACGGCAUACGUUUGACGUCGCGAGCAACGGACACCGCAGUGGACGCUCUGGUUCGACAUCUUGCUGGUAGAACCGAAUCGUCGGCCAGGAUGGCCAAACUUAUGCUCGUUCUACCCAUCUUGACGGGAUCCUGCCCCCGGGAACUAGCCGACGAUCUUUUCGCACCUAUUAUCGGUGACGUCGACCUCGAAAGAGUGAUCGCGUCUGUGCGCUGACUCGAUCGUUCGUUCCACCCUGUGUUCGUGUAUCUUCCUCCCUGUCAUAAAAAUCUAGUCACCGCGCCGCAACGUAAUCUCCUUAUUUCCCUCCGUUCUUUCCUUCCCUUUCCUUUCCCCUUCUUUUUCCCUUUUUCCCCCGUCCUUCGCAAGCCACUGCGUAAAAAGCGUUUACCACGCGAAACGUUUUCACUUACUUGCUGCGAAAAUUCGUCACGGAGAUGCAACAAGGAGCCAACACUGGAUGAAAGAAUUGCGAUCGGCAUUUAUUUUCUUUGGCACUUUAUUCACGCAAAUGUAACGAUCUCACGUUCGGUGAUACGUACAAUCGCUUACAGUAAUAUGGCGCAUCAAAGAGGAUGGAAGAAAGGCAGAGUUCGCGAAACGGUACGCGUCAACGUUCGGCGAAAAUCUGCGACGAUUCGUUGAGCGUUUCGUUGGUUCGCUUCGAGCAAUAUUACGAAACGAGUAACGAUAAAUUAUCAUCGAUACGCGUUUGUAAGUAAAAAGGAAAGAUGUGGAGAAGAUGC